AUGCACUCGCGUCGACCCGAGACCUUGAAGAUUGACAUCUCCAAGUAUAGGGGAGUCGAAGAGGACUCCCUCUUGAGAUGGUUCGUCGAAUUGGAUGACGCCAUAAGGGCGCGUCGCAUCGACGACGGGGAUAUGCAAGUUGCAUUUGCCCAUUCAAAUCUGGCAGGACGUGCCAAAUCGUGGGCACUGGGGCUCAAGUUGCACGACCCAUAUGCGUUUGGGUCGUUAGAAGGCUUCAAGUCGCGGCUCAGACAAACGUUUGAACCGCCUAGAGCUGAGUUCAGAGCUCGAACCGAACUCUUGAAGCUCAAGCAGGAUAAGCGUGAUGUGCACGCUUACGCGCAACACAUACGACAUCUCACGAGUUGUAUAAGUUCCAACCCGGUUGAUGAACACACGUUGGUUUCGGUGUUCAUGCAGGGUCUUGCGGAUGGUCCCGUCAAGACUCACCUGUUCCGGCUUGAACUAGAUUCACUAGAACAAGCCAUUUCCAUUGCGGAACAGUAA
Messenger RNA from Peronospora matthiolae, 507 nucleotides. The record is from the annotation of a GenBank genome assembly. NCBI's taxonomy places the organism in Eukaryota, Oomycota, Peronosporomycetes, Peronosporales, Peronosporaceae.